GAAGUGAUGAUAAAUCCAAUACGAAUCGAAAGAACGAGUUCGAUCAAACCUGAUGAUGUCACAGAAAGCGAGAGAAUGUAAGGCCGUUUGUUGCAAAAACGAAUUUGCGUAGAGAAAUAGAGUAGAGGGAGUUCCGAGCAGAGGAGUCGGAGUGGAGUUCUCCUACAGACUCAAGCCCUUGGUUUCACACACCACCACACCUAUUAAAGUGGCGCCUACGUGGCUUUAAAAAAACAAAAAUAAAAAAGAAAGGGACGAAGAUGGUCUGAAAUUGAAUUCAGUCUCUCAGGCACUCUCUGUCUCACAUUUCACCGAGCUCCCUACCCUAGCUUCAGAUCUUAGAGCUUCGGACGGCUUGAUCACCGCCCACAAUCAAAGAUUUAAGUUUCGGCUUCGUCCUUUUCAAAUUCCCACGAUGAAUUAAAUGCUGAAGCCACCAUUUUCAGUUUCGGCUUCGUCAUCAUAGCUGCAGGUUUCUCUCUCGCUCGAUACCUGACAUUUAUGAUGUGUGAGAGUUUCUUGUAUAUCACACCAUGUACAACAAUUAACUCCAGUAGCAGCCUGCAAGCAUUCAUCUAACUUCAGUAGAGGUUUUAUAUAACCAAACACAACGCCCGCGGCCCGCAAGCACUCAUCUAGUCAUGCCGUCUCCUUCUCAACUCCAGUAGCAGCAACGUCGAUGUCCUCUCCCGCCAUAUGCACGAAGCCGCCGUUGAUCUUCUCUUCAGCCAGCAAGAUGGCUAUUUGAUCUGAUCAUCUUCCUUCAACUACGGGUCAAGGUUCUUGACAUCGAUUAGGAGCUUGAGUUUGAUUAGGCGCUUAUUUGUCGAAACCAGCAGCUGGGUCAUCCUCUCUGCCAUUUUGCUGCCAUCGUCCAGAGCUGGAUCACACAGAUUUUAUGCUGUCUUCUCCAUCUGAGUUGUGAUUUCCAUUAGCCCCUCUACAUCCAUCACAACAGCCACUUUGUCACUGAUAUAGGUGGAUAAAUCACAAGUAAUGUAGGAAAAACUCAACUCUGGAGUGAUGGACUCGAACGUAUCGCACAUUGAGGAUAAAGAAGACACUUUUUGUGAACCGGAUGGGAAGGAAGGAGAUGAAGGAGACAAUGUUGUUGAAGAACCAAAGGUUGGAAUGAUAUUUUCAUUAGAGGAAGAAGUGAGAUUGUAUUAUACCAACUACGCAAAGCGUAUGGGUUUCGGUGUUUCAAAAAGAAGUUCCAAUGUCGGAGAUGAUGGGAGAUUAAAAUAUUUCACUCUUGCAUGUGUUCGGCAAGGCACAUCAAGGAGCAAGGCAUCUAAUGUUCUUAGGCCAAGAUCAGUGGAGAAAAUGGGAUGCAAGGCCAAGAUAAAUGUCACAUUGACAGCUGAUGGAAAAUAUACAUUGUCUAGUGUCGUUCUUGAACACACACAUGCUUUAAGUCCCGGGAAGGCCAUAUUUUUUAGGUGCCAUAAGAAGCUAGGUGAUAGUAUCAAAAGAAAACGUGAAGUAAAUGAUGUGGCUGGAAUCAAAGCGCGUAAGAACUACAAGUCAUUUGUACAUGAAGCUGGGGGGUAUGAGAAUCUUUCUUCUGGCGAAAAGGUUUGCUGCAAUGAAAUGGGGAAGGCGAGACGACUUCAGCUUGCUGUAGAAGGUGUCGAAGCUCUACGAAAUUAUUUCAUUAAAAUGCAAGAGAAAAAUGAUCAGUUCUACUACAUGAUAGAUGUGGACGACGAAAGCAGACUAAGAAAUGUUUUUUGGGUAGAUGCUCGAAGUAGAGCUGCGUAUGAUUCUUUUGGUGAUGUGAUAACAUUCGGCACCACCCAUCUAAACAACGCAUAUAGGAUGUCAUUUGCUCCUUUCGUGGGAGUUAAUCAUCAUGGCCAGUUAAUCCUUUUUGGGUGUGGAUUAAUAUCCAAUGAGGACACAGAAACUUUUGUGUGGUUAUUUGACGCAUGGCUGAAAUGUAUGAAUGGACAGACUCCAAGUGCAAUAAUCACAGACCAAGAUAAAGAGAUGCAAAAUGCAAUUGCAAGGGUAUUCCCGAGAUCCCAACACAGAUUUUGUUUGUGGCAUAUCAUGAAGAAACUUUCAGAAAAACUUGGAUCACACUCUCAAUAUGAAGCUAUCGAGCGUAGUAUACAAGGUUUUGUCUAUGACUCCUUGAGCCGUGAGGAGUUUGAACAAAAUUGGAAAUGCUUGCUUGACAGUUACAACCUCCGUGAUAAUGCUUGGCUGGAUUGGAUCUAUGGUGAGCGGCAUCUUUGGGUACCGGUCUAUGUAAAAAAUACAUUUUGGGCUGGGUUGUCUACUACACAACGAAGUGAAAGCAUGAAUUAUUUCUUUGAAGAUUGUGUGAACUCAAAGUCCAUGCCCAAGCAAUUUGUUGAGCAGUAUAAUAAUGCCUUGAGGAGAAAAGUAGAGAAUGAAAACGCAGCUGAUUUUAGUUCCUUUGGUACUGCAAUCCCAUGUAUUACUCAUUAUCCUAUUGAGAAACAAUUUCAGGAACUUUACACCAAUGCCAAAUUUAGAGAAGUCCAAGAUGAGUUCAAGGGAUUGUUGUAUUGUUGUGCAGCGUUGGUUACAUGUGAGGGUGCAAUGUAUACUUAUCAAGUUCGUGAUGAGGUGAAGGGUUUUGAGGGUUUCAUAAAAAGGACAAACUUUUGUGUUUCGUUUAAUGAAGCUGAUUUUGAGGUGAAAUGCAGUUGUUGCCUGUUUGAGUUUAGAGGUAUCUUGUGCAGACAUGCGCUUCGUGUGCUUACUAAUCUAGAAAAACAAUUGUUGCCGCCAAAAUAUAUUCUUGAUCGGUGGAGAAAAGACUUGAAACGGAGAUAUACAUUAGUCAAGUGUAGUUAUGACGAUUUGAGUGACAGCCCUGCAGCACAGAGAUUUGAUAGGCUAACCCAGUUUUUUGCUGAAAUUGCAUCCCAAUCAUCAGAAAGUGAGGCUAUUUGUGGAGAGUUGAUGCGGCGAUUGGAGCUAUUCCAAAGUGAAUUCUUGCAUCAUCGAACAAAGCGUGAUAUGAGUUCAUUAGCCCGUGAAAGUGAGAUAUGGAGCAUGCAGAGCAAAUCUUUUAUGUGAAUCCCACACCUUGACAUGGAUGUUAUUAGAUUUAAGAUAAAAUUGGAAGUAAGAGGUUGUUGGGUGGAGUAUACUUUGUACCUCUCAUUUAUAAUGCAUAAAAAAAAAAAAAAAUGGCUAGAUUGGGUAUCUCAAGCAAAAUAAAAGGUCAAGUGGAGUUAUCACUUUCUUAAUCUA
This is a messenger RNA of Juglans regia (Persian walnut), 3234 nucleotides long. Its product is annotated as protein FAR1-RELATED SEQUENCE 5-like. The record is from RefSeq and is a predicted model, not a curated record. Gene Ontology annotation, molecular function: zinc ion binding. Lineage: Eukaryota; Viridiplantae; Streptophyta; Magnoliopsida; Fagales; Juglandaceae. The transcript is spliced from 5 exons. Bases 1024 to 3057 code for a protein of 677 amino acids.